Penicillium psychrosexuale is the source of this 240-nucleotide messenger RNA. RefSeq lists its product as uncharacterized. The record is from RefSeq and is a predicted model, not a curated record. The coding region runs from base 1 to 240 and encodes 79 amino acids. Lineage: Eukaryota; Fungi; Ascomycota; Eurotiomycetes; Eurotiales; Aspergillaceae. The transcript has a single exon.
AUGUGCCUGGCCGAGCGGCUGUGGCUGCGCGAGGGAUCGCCGUAUGACGACGGUCCUAUCGCGGCUAGUAUGUCGCUAUACGAGAGUAUGACGGCGAGUUGCGGCAUUGCGGGACGCCCUAUCGUAACAACGACUAUCGGCUACUUCACGGCAGCCCCUGCUCUGACGGCCGAGGUGUGUGAAGGCUCGACCUACACCAUCCAGGCAUCGGACGACUGCUAUACCAUAUCCAGGAGCUAG